GGUGAACCUGUCGGUCUUGCCUCGCUGCGUUAUGACAGUCACGUGACGCGUUCAUAUUUCAAAUGCGACGACUUGCGACACGUUCAACAAGCUGAGAAAGAUACCAAUCAGGAAAUACACCAUGGCCACUGUAGAAGUAGGGGGAGACAACUCCGGGUUUGUUGAAAACUGGCAAAGUGGGAAGUCCUUGGCGCAGUGUAACCUCCACAUGUUGACCUCCGAGGACUCUUGUGACGUCGACUUCCGGGUUGGGAAGGAAGAGAAGCUAGUCCGAGCUCACCGAUAUGUGCUGAUGAGUCGGAGUUGUGUAUUCCACGCCAUGUUGUGUGGUCCCCUGGCGGAGAAAGGUGACAUCAAGGUACCUGACGUCGAGGAAAUAAUAUUCACUGAAAUGUUGAGAUACCUGUACACAGACACCACAAGGCCCACUGCCGAGAAUGUGACAGGUUUGUUGUACCUGGCGAAGAAGUACGCCGUGGGGGGUCUGGAGCGUCUCUGUCUCACUUAUCUGAACUCCUCCCUGACAGCAAAGAACGCCUGUGUCAUCCUGGAACAAGCCCACGUGUUUGAUGAGGAGAAGCUAUUUGACAGGGCCCUGAAGGUUGUUGUCAAGAAUGGUAGCGUCACUGUUCGGAGCCCUGGCCUUACUUGUCUUUGUGGCUCGUGUUUUCAUAAAGUUAUAAGUGCAGAGAAAUUUGUAACAUCAGAUGAUACAGGUUUCAAUGCUGUCCUCUCGUGGACUGAGGCAGAAUGUAAACGUCAAGGAAGGGAGACAACUCCGGAAAACAAACGUCUUGUUCUUGGAGAUACAGUGUUCGAGCUUGGCUUUACCUCAAUGGAAAUGGAAUUGUUUGCAAAAACAGUUGUACCGUCUGGAAUAUUAUCGGGCGAUGAAUGUACCAAGUUGUUUUCUUACCUCGUCUCACCUGAUACUGAUGUGGCACCCUUUAAAAUAAAGUCAAAACGUGACAUGGGGGUCGCUCUGUAUGCAGGCCCCAUUCACGUAGGACACAGUCAGGAGGACUCCAGCAGCACCAUCAUCUCGUGCAGCCAGGACAUGCGUCUGACUGGUCUCUGGGCAUUUGGCAAUGACAGCUGCAUUUAUGAUAUUUCACUAUAUCAAGAACGUACGACCAGGAGUCCACGUACAUAUCCGUAUGGCGAACUAGAAAAUAGACCCAACACAUAUUUCUGUUCCCAUCUAGAUGAAGAGAAACGAACGUGGGUUCAAAGAGAAGUAUCGACCGUGUUGGGGAGAAGUAUUCGCAAUGAAGUCCAACUGGAACUGUCAAAGGCAGUGGCUCUCAACAGAUAUAUCCGACAUAAAAUUACAAUUAAAAGGGCAGCAAGUGGAAUGGGAUUGUCCGGCGCUCCAAUACUAAACAGUAUCACCUUUGGCACAUGCCAGAUAUCGGUUUCAGAAGAAAGUGGCCCAAGUCUCAUCUCGAGACUCAUUUUAGAGGAAGUGUGA
Haliotis rufescens (red abalone) is the source of this 1471-nucleotide messenger RNA. Its product is annotated as BTB/POZ domain-containing protein 6-like. The transcript is spliced from 3 exons. Gene Ontology annotation, cellular component: cytosol. The record is from RefSeq and is a predicted model, not a curated record. NCBI's taxonomy places the organism in Eukaryota, Metazoa, Mollusca, Gastropoda, Lepetellida, Haliotidae. Gene Ontology annotation, biological process: neurogenesis. Bases 122 to 1471 code for a protein of 449 amino acids. Gene Ontology annotation, molecular function: protein binding.